Ceratitis capitata (Mediterranean fruit fly) is the source of this 3844-nucleotide messenger RNA. RefSeq lists its product as uncharacterized. Gene Ontology annotation, biological process: carbohydrate metabolic process; mannose trimming involved in glycoprotein ERAD pathway; endoplasmic reticulum mannose trimming. The coding region runs from base 121 to 3027 and encodes 968 amino acids. Gene Ontology annotation, molecular function: calcium ion binding; mannosyl-oligosaccharide 1,2-alpha-mannosidase activity. The record is from RefSeq and is a predicted model, not a curated record. The transcript has 3 exons. Gene Ontology annotation, cellular component: endoplasmic reticulum; membrane. NCBI's taxonomy places the organism in Eukaryota, Metazoa, Arthropoda, Insecta, Diptera, Tephritidae.
GUUAAGAUUGUUUACAUCCAAAGUGAUCUUUUUUUCCGGUUUGGCAUUUUUCUUUUGUUUAUAAAAACAUUAAUUAGAUUAGAGAAGAUAUUUCUUACAAUAAGAUUAAUAUCGCAUAAAAUGCUUAAGAACAUUUGUUAUUCGCAGAUAGGUAUAAUAAUUAUUAGUCUUAUUCUGAUUAAUGGGACAUACGAAACGCAGGGAGUAAGGUUUUACACAAAAGAGCGCAUAUUACACUUAAGAGAAAAUGUACGUGCUAUGUUCCAUCAUGCUUAUGAGGGCUACUUGCAAUACGCCGAUGGCUACGAUGAGCUACGUCCCCUUACAUGUGAUGGCGUAGACACUUGGGGUAGUUAUUCUCUAACUUUGAUUGAUGCAUUAGAUACCCUUGCUACAAUGGGCAAUUAUACAGAGUUUCGAAGAGUUGUUAAGAUCAUCGAGUCAAUGGAUUUUGACAAAGACAUAAAUGUCUCCGUAUUCGAAACAAACAUACGAAUUUUAGGCGGCUUACUCUCGGCACAUAUGCUCUCAAAACAAGCUGGUGUACAGCUGGAACAAGGCUGGCCAUGUCAAGGUCCACUACUGCGUCUGGCAGAGGAUGUGGCGCGUCGAUUACUACCCGCAUUUGAUACAGCAACAGGUAUGCCUUAUGGAACUGUUAACCUACGUUAUGGAGUGCCUAAAGGAGAAACCCCUGUGACAUGUACUGCUGGUGUGGGUACAUUUCUUGUAGAGUUUGGCUCACUUAGUCGGCUUACAGGCAACUCCAUCUAUGAGGAUGUUGCGCUUAAUGCAGUAUAUUCAUUAUGGGGACGUCGCUCAGGUAUAGGGCUGUUUGGAAACCAUAUUGACGUACAAACAGGGCGCUGGACGGCGCUAGAUUCGGGUAUAGGUGCGGGUGUUGAUUCAUUUUUUGAGUAUCUGGUGAAAGGUGCUAUUAUGCUAAAUCGACCAGAGUUAAUGGAAAUGUUUCAUGAGGCGCGCAGACACAUCGAUAAGUAUCUGAAGAAAGAAGAUUGGUACAUAUGGGCUCAUAUGAAUAAAGGCCACGUGACAUUGCCAGUUUUCCAAUCACUUGAAGCGUUUUGGCCCGGCGUACUAAGCAUGUUUGGCGAUAUUGCUCCUGCAAUGCGUACUUUGGUCAAAUAUAGCACAGUAUGGCGAAAAUACGGUUUCCUACCGGAAUUCUACAACAUACCGCUUGGAGAGGCCUCAGUAAAUAGAGAAGUGUAUCCACUGAGACCAGAACUUAUCGAAUCUGUAAUGUAUUUGUAUCGUGCUACAAAAAAUCAAUUUCUUUUGGAAUUAGGCGAAGAUAUAAUACAGUCGAUUGAGUUCAGCGCCAAGACACGUUGUGGAUAUGCGACGAUACGAAAUGUCGUCACCCACGAGAAGGAGAAUCGCAUGGAAUCAUUCUUCCUCUCGGAAACAACAAAAUACCUCUAUCUCCUCUUCGACGAGGAGAAUUUUCUACAUAACGAUGGCGCCGUUGGCGAUCGCCUGCAAACCCCACAUGGCGAUUGUGCAGUAAAUGCAGGUUCCUAUAUUUUCAAUACCGAAGCGCAUCCAGUAGACAUGUCUGCGUUGUACUGCUGCCAUGACAUACAUGACGAUAUUUUCGAUGGUCUUGAUAUAGGUAGAUUUAGCGAUGAGGCUUUGCUCAAAAACGAGCGCGAAAGAUUAAUAGCUGAACGUGAGAUAAGUGAAGAAUACACAUGCUCUCAGAAACUCUCAGAAGACACUCAAGAACAACAACGACAACCAAAAACACUUAAUACAACUACCUCUGAUAAUAAAUUCAAGUCGGUUUCAAUUGCGCCAGUAGACAUAGACGUCUUCGAUGAGUACGACAAUCCAGCAGGUGAUUUGCUAGUCGAGAACUUUGAACGCGUCAAGAGUGGGCGUAAUCAAAAAGCUGAGCUCGUCGGUACAGCCGAGGUUGUUGAACACGAACCACUGUCCAGCAAUCAUCUCACUGUAACCGAUUUAACUAAAUUCUUUGCUAUGAAACGCGAUGAAUUCAUACAUCCCGAACUAGCGCUGCACUAUGUUCAGGGGUUUAUGUACAACUUCACGCUAGAUCCACCUUUAAUAUCCGGGCUGCAGUUGUUGCACAAAAACAUCACCGCCGUCUUAGGUAUAGCUGCACAAAAAGAGUAUGAGAGUCGAACACGCACGGUGUGGGAGCUUUACGAGUUGCAACAACAAUACCUAGCCAACAUCGAACUAAUCACGCGUCUAGAUAUACUCGCUUUCGACGACAACGACAUUGAGUUGUUGGAUCGGGUGCUAGCCGCACUAAAUCACAGUGGCUCUGAGAGCUUAGAGCUAAGCGAUGUUGGCGAGGAUGCCUCUCUGCGUGUAAUGGUGCGUCAGAUGUCAUCGCUGCACACCGACUACCAGCAGGCGCUCCUCAACACCACCGCUAUGCAAGAGUUCCUAUUAAAAAUACUUAUUAACGGUACCAGCGAUAAGAAUCGCACUUACAUACCUUUACUAAACAACGAAGAGAUCCGUACACUAUUCGAGCAAAAUGAUGACAAGGAAAAAUAUGCAACACAAUCACUAUUCGCACACGUGCGUAGGAUUGUGGAAUUCAAAAAGCGCUUAAUGGAAACAUUCGAUCGCUUACAAAAAUUAAUGGCCGAAAAUGGUGUUACAAAGAGCCCAAAAUCUGUCAACUCUAAUGAGGUGAAACAGUUUGCAAAAACGCAAACUGAAAAGCACAACAUUUUAGCGGCGAAAAAUCAAAACAAUGAAGCAAAAGAAACUGCCGAGGAAGAUGGUGGUGGGGACUCUGUGUGGACACAGUUAGUGCAUACCAUACUGCGAAAAACCACAAAUCAACGUAAUCAAUUCAACGAAGCGCUGCUGCACGAAAAAGCGCGAAUGGCACUACAAAAUUACCCUACCUUCAGAAUGACCAAUUCGACGGCAAAGGUGAAAACACUCAAUGGCUAUGAGGUGUUCACCUGCGACGCCCCUGAGUUCUUGGACAAGUUCGCCUAUCGCGAAUACUAUCCAUAGCAUUGUUACAUGCUUCAGCACUGUUAUCAGUAUCACUUUAAAUUGCGCACUGUAACAGUUGUCGACCCACCUUGACUUACAACGAAUUUUACAAAGCGGGCACGAACGAAGGUCUAGUGUUUAUUUAAAAGAAAAAGAAAAAAAAAGUUACGGCAUUAGCUUAAUGUUUGACGAAUGCGCUAGUUAAAGCUACAUGUAUAAAAAGAGUUUAGUUCAGAAUACCGUUUCAAUUUAUAUUUUUGUAAAUUAAUAACUUAUACAUACGUGUACAUACAUAUGUGUAUAGCAUUUUUAAAGAGGUGUAAAGUAGAAAUAGUUUUCAAAAUAUUGUCAAUUUCAAAAUUCAAAGUUACUAAUGGUGAAUGUAAAAGUGUAAAAUGUAAAAUUAAUAAUUCGUGGUCCUUAAAUAUAAGAUUGUUAUUUUAUUUUACUUAUUUUUCAUUCCUCUCAAAUAAGCAAUCGGAAAUUAACAGUUUGGAUAUGUUUAGUAGUAUAGUGUUUAUUAAAUUGUACCGCAUUCGAAACUCAAAAUAAAAAGCAAAGCUUUGUAAUUGAAUUUGAACUUUUUUCGCAAAGCUUUUAAAGUGUAACUGUGAGCAUUUUAGCUUAAAUUUCUAUUUAAGGACAAUCACGUAGCAACAACAACAAUUAUGUAUGCAUCAAUGUAUGUGUGUAGGUAUGCAUGCGUUUAGUAUAUGUACAUAUGUAUGAAAUAAAUGUGUAAGUGAAAUUGUGUAUACAUUUAUGUGCAAAUGUUAGGUGUAGGCGCAAUUGUGAAGGUGAAGAAAUAAAGAUUAAAUUUAAAUAGUAUAAAAAA